AUGGCGGAAAUACUAGGAUCUUCACUUAUAGAUCAGCUUCUACAUCUCCGCAGUGAGGCCUCUCACCCGGAAUCUUCCCACCACCUCUCCGCUCUACUAUCCUCGCACACCGGUUCUUGGCCCAUUCGUCACCUGAUUCCAACCUUUCAGGACAUCUACAAGUCUGUCCCCGAAUCUAUCAAGGCCAAUAAUAAUGAAUCAAUCACACGCCUCUGCGCACAAGUCAAAGCAGCCACACCAAACGUUGCAGAACUAAUAGGGACAGACUUUCGCCCUGGUCUCAUUGAUGCUAAUACCGGACGGCAUCUGACACAUAAUGCUAUCCGACAGUUCUUAGAGAGUUUCCAGAUUCCUGUGGGACCUUCCCGUCAUGGAAAGCCUCGCAUCGCUGUCAUCUUGCCUAACGGCCCUCUUAUGGCAGUGGCUGUUCUUGCUUUCGUCAACAGGUAUACCAUUGUACCCAUGACAACAAACACGGUGCCAGAGCAGCUGCAGGUGGAUAUAGAAAACGCACAGGCGGAUGCUGUUGUCGCGCUGGACGCUGACAUUGGCAAGUUGCAGCUGGAUAAUGGUAGUCGGCCAGUGUUUGGCAUUGAGCAGCUUGAAAACAUGACUUUCCGGGUGAUCUCUGCACAAAAUGCUUCUAGUGCAUGUGACGUUCCCCCCAAUUCUGGGGACGACAUUGCCAUUAUCCUGUUCACCAGUGGUACCAGUGGUACCAAGAAGCUGGUUCCCAUCACAACUUAUAACCUCAUCGCGGGUACUAUGGCCACCAUAGAGUCGGUGGAACUGUCCGAGACAGAUACCUGUCUUAAUAUGAUGCCGCUGAACCAUGUUGGUGGCAUCAUGCGCAGUAUAUUCUCCCCAAUCCUUGCCGGUGGUGCCACGAUAUGCUGCCCAUCGUUUGACCCUAGCAUGUUCUGGGAUGCCGUGCAAAGCCCUCUUAUGGCACCAACUUGGUAUUAUGCCACGCCCACGAUGCACCAAAUGAUUCUUGCGGAAGCCGAGCACCGUCCCGAUGCUGUGAAGCAAAGUGCCAUCCAGUUUAUCUGCAACGCUGGUGGUGGUCUUCCUCCAACGCUUGCUGUGCAGCUUCAUGAUACUUUCCACUGCUCUGUCCUCCCCAGUUACGGCAUGACUGAAUGUAUGCCUAUUGCUGCACCGCCGAGGAAUUAUAAGCUUGAUCGCCACGGAACCUCUGGACGAAUCGUUGGUCCUGAGGUUGCAAUUCUGACCGAGAGUGGCAAGCCUGUCUCGCAAUAUGGGAUGCUCGGACACAUCUGCAUUCGUGGAUCGCCUGCUUUCGAGGGAUAUCUGACCCCCGAGGGCAAUAUUGAUACCAGCGCGUUCAACGAAUCAGGCUGGUUUGAUACUGGCGAUCUUGGACACCUCGAUGCAGAUAAUUACCUAUACAUCACUGGCCGCAGCAAGGAGGUCAUCAAUCGUGGCGGCGAAAUUAUCUCUCCGGUCGAAGUGGAAAACGCUGUGCUGACCACGGCCAAGGAUCCCGAAUCCCCACUGUAUGGGCGCGUCACUGAGACAUUGGCCUUUUCCGUCCCAGACGAUGUGCUACAGGAAGUCGUCGGUGUGGUUAUCGUCACACCCCCGGGCCUCACUAGGCCAGAUCUUCGCCAGAUACACGAAGCGCUGCAGCCUAUUAUCCAUCAGCCCAAGUGGCCCGCUCUGGUAGUAUACAUGAAUGGUGUGCCGAAGGCAAACAACAAGAUCCAACGCAUCAAGCUCGCAGAGCGGUUGUCCUUGGAGACCUUAACCGCGGCCACGCCCCUGGCAAACCGGCACUACGAAGCUACCUGCCCCCCACUGGUGCUCCACUCAAAAACAAAUGCCCCUGAGGUGCACGUGCAAAUCAACCCGCGCGACGGGCUCGCACAGGUUGUUUUGUUUGUCCAGAACCCAGAUGAUGACCAUGUGACACCUGGCGAGCUCCAUAACCAGCUCGAUGGCUACCUUAUACCUAGUCGUAUUAUUCCCCUGAAGGGUCCCAUGCCUGUUGAUUUCUACGGAAACCCCGACCAGGCGGCUAUCAGUGAGGCCAUACACGCCCGCAACUCGGAUGGUGAUCUAUCGUCCGUUCAGCGACGCGUGCGGGAGAUCUUCGCUGCGGCUUUGUCUUGCGCACCAGAUGAAGUCUCUGCACUUACCGACUUCUUUGCUGCCGGAGGUGAUAGUCUUAGUGCUGGUCGUAUGGUUUCGCAACUUCGUCGCGAAUUCAAUAUUUUCCUUGCCGGUGACAUUCUUUUCCACCACAGCACCAUCGGAGCGAUAGAGCACAAGAUCACUGAAGCCGUUGAAGUCAAGGCAGCUAAGGGUGAUGAUGGGGAAGUUGAUUUUCCCGGUUGCGAGAAGACAUACAGCAGCACGAACCCAAUCAUAUUAAUCCUGCACCUGUUCCCGACUGUGCUCUUCUUCCCCAUGAAGCGCGCCCUCCAGUGGAUGAUGUUCGCAUAUGUCGUCGCUGAGUGCUCAAAUCGAUUCCCCAUUCGUGAUAAUCUCAUCGGUCGCUUGAUUCUGGUUGUUUUUGCCGUGAUGUCUGCUCGUUUAUGCUCACAAAUUGUGUCUCCCAUCUGUGCUAUCGCCUUCAAGUGGCUCGUCAUCGGUCGCUAUAAGGAGGGCAUGUCCCCUAUGUGGGGCCCGUACCAUACCCGCUGGUGGUUGACCCAGAAGGCAUUACAGGUGUGCGGAAAGGGUCUCUUCAACAACUACAAUUGGUCCCGUAUCCUAUUCUACCGCCUACUCGGCGCAAAGAUUGGAAAGAAUGUCACCAUGUCCGCAUCUGCUAAGCUUGGUGAAUAUGAUCUGAUUGAGAUUGGUGACAAUGUCAUUUUGGAUACCUGCCUUUGUCGCCCCUUCGGCGUUGAGCGCAAUACCUCCAUGCUUUUGAAGCGCAUUCGCAUUGGCAAGGACUCGUCUAUCGGCAUCAAGUCGAUUGUAGCUCCUGGUGCCGAUAUCCCCGAGAGGACCUGUAUUGGUCCCAACUCCUCGAGCUGGGAACUCCAGGACGCCGAUGAGUCUAACCGCCAAUUGCUCACCUCUCAGAUCCCUCAGCCUCACUGGAUUUGGAUUCUCUUGAUUGUUGAGCCAAUCAAGCUGAUUACUUGGAUGGCUGCGCGUAUUACCUGGAUGGGUGGUCUUAUCCCUAUGGUUCUCGAGUUCCCUACCCCCGCGGCCGACAUGUUCCGGUCUACCCUAGAUUGGUACACCAGUGAUCAACGGGUUGCAUUCCAUAUCACUGCACGGAUCUGUCGUGCUGUUGGUGGCCCAGUUGUGCUCUUUAUUGCGGUCUUGAUCAUCAAGUCCCUGCUCGAUCUCAUCUGUGGAAAGCCCAAGCCUGGUCCUGCCUCAAGACAGACCACUCGCCAAAAGGUGCGGAGUGCUGUGCUUGCGCAGAUUUUACCUGCAGGUGACAUCCACGAGCUCACUCGCCUGACUGGUCGUCACUACGAAUUUGUCUCGAUGGCUGUCCGUGCCCUUGGUGGCAAGGUUGGCAAGCAUGUCUACUGGCCCAGCGUUGGUCCCGUCACUGUCGACUUUGAUCUCAUUGAGGUUGGUAACGAUGUUGUCUUUGGUUCUCGCUCAACCCUGGUCACAUCUGAUGGCUACGGUCGUGACCGCAUCGUGAUCGGUGAUGGUACUAUGGUCGGUGAUCGUGUCGUCGCUUUACCCGGUGCUACCAUCGGCCGUGAAGCCAUGAUCGGCUCUGGUGCUUUGCUCCGACGUAACGGUUACUACCCGGCAAACACUGUCUGGACUGGUAGCAAGGGUGGUGAAGCUAUACAGUUCCCAAGUUCUACUUUCACCUCGACAACCAGUUCGACCGCUCCAACCAUCAUUGGAGACGGUAGUAGCAGUCCCAGCAGCGACAGCGAAGACGGGAACACGAUUAGCGAGAAAACCAUCAACGAGAAGGAGACCAAUUUUGGUAGUAAGAAUAAGACCGCCACUGUUACCGAGAUUGUUGAGAAGGGUUCCGAUACCUGCAAGCCUUUCGGUCGCGCCUUCUACCGUCGCGAGGCCAACUACUACGUCCUCCGCAUGUGGCAAAUUGUGAUCUAUUCUGUUUUUUCAGUUAUUGUCACUACUGUAUACUGGCUCCUUACUGUGCUGUUCUCCCUUUUCGCUCUCCGUGCUGUCCUAGACUACAGCGAUGCCGCUGGUUUUAAGCAAGGUGCUUGGCGCCCAUUCGCUCUUUACGGCCUUCUCGCCUCGAUUCUAUCUGUCAUCACCGCCGCUCAAGUUUUCCUUGCCUUUGGCAUUAUUCUCUGCAUUAAAUGGACGGUCGUCGGCCGCCGCAAGGAAGGCGCCUAUCACUGGGACAAGAGCAGCUACAACCAGCGCUGGCAAUUCCUCCUUUCCUGCGAGACGCUGAUUAAAGACUGCUAUGAUGGAGUGGGUCUCCAGCCAAUGAUAUCUGGCUCUGCUUAUAUUUCCUGGUACUACCGCCUCUUGGGCGCGAACAUUGGAAAGGACUGUGCUAUCCACGCCAACGGUAGUCCCAGUAUCUUCUUCACCGAGCCUGACCUCCUGACUCUUGGUGACCGCGUUGCUGUCGACGAUGCCAGUUUGGUUUGUCACUUGAACUCGCGUGGUGGAUUUGAGCUGCACACCUUAAACGUUGGAGACCGGAGUAUCCUGCGGGCUGGAUCGCGCUUGAUGUCCGGUGCUUCGAUGGGCCAGGAUGCUUGUCUUUUGGAACAUACUCUGGUUCUGUCGGGUGACCAUGUUGAGAAUGGGGACACGCUUCAGGGAUGGCCCGCUGAGGGCUUUGAAGGGAAACGUGUUUAG
Penicillium concentricum is the source of this 4803-nucleotide messenger RNA. RefSeq names its product non-ribosomal peptide synthetase. The record is from RefSeq and is a predicted model, not a curated record. Bases 1 to 4803 code for a protein of 1600 amino acids. Lineage: Eukaryota; Fungi; Ascomycota; Eurotiomycetes; Eurotiales; Aspergillaceae. The transcript is spliced from 4 exons. Gene Ontology annotation, molecular function: phosphopantetheine binding; medium-chain fatty acid-CoA ligase activity. Gene Ontology annotation, biological process: fatty acid metabolic process.